GUUCAGCCUCAGAGGCAGAGAAGAAAAAUGGCGGCUCAAAGCGGAUCUGGACGGGACGCCGGGCUAACGUUUUGAGUUUUUAUGCCCGAAGAACACCGGGGGCUCCACGGGGUCUCCGCACCGUCGCGUCCCUUGCCGGCUGAGCUUCGCGGCCGUAGCGGUUUCGCUGGCGUUUGCGUAUGCCAAACCGACGCACGGAGGGAUUUCAAAAAUAAUAGAGACCUCGUCUAUUAUCAUGAGAGGGAAAAGGGGCAGGCAGGCCAAACCGCUACAAACCGAGGAACCGUCCCCAGCUUCCACCAGGGGCUUACGACCGAGGAGGAACCUGAAACCCCGGUUUCGGGACAGCGGGGAUGAGGACGGCGAUAGCCCCAUAAGGGAGAACCCCAAGCCGACUAGAAGGAGGAGAGGGGGAUCUGGAGCGUCAACACGGGGCAGGGGACGAGGCAGAGGCGGCGGCGGCAGGGGAGGCAGGGGCGGACGGGGUGGAAGGCGGACGGGGGCACCCAAAACAGUGGUGUACGACGACCACGAGAGCGACGAGGACGACGACGCGGUGAGCCUGAGGUCGGAGGAGGACGAGUUUGUUGAGGAGGAACCCCAGUCUGAGGAGGACGAGGCCCUCAAAGAGGACUCCGACUGCCUGGAAGAUGAUGUGCUGGACGAGGAGGAAGAUGCUGCCAGCUACUGCACGGAGAGCAGCUUUCGGAGCCAGAGCACACACGCCAGCACUCCGGGGAGGAAGAAACUUCCGGUUCCCCGUCCUCGUACUCCCAUUCUUGAGGACAAAGAGAUUCCUUCUCUUGAGCUUCCAGAAACGUCUGAGGACCUCCUGGUGCCGAACGAGGAGCUGCUCAACAUCACCUCCAUCUACGAGGUCCUACGGAAUUUUAGCACGGUGCUACGGCUUUCCCCCUUUCGCUUCGAGGACUUCUGUGCAGCGCUGGUCGGACAGGAGCAGUGCACGCUCAUUGCAGAGACCCACACAUCCCUGUUGAAAGCCAUCCUCCGAGAGGAGGACUCUUCCAACACCACCUUCGGCCCUGCGGACCUUAAGGACAGCGUCAACUCCACUCUGUAUUUCAUCGAUGGGAUGACGUGGCCUGAGGUGUUGCGGUCUUACUGCGAAAGCGACAAGGAGUACCACCAUGUUCUGCCACACUUGGAGAUGGAUGGUUAUCCCUGCGGUCCUCUAGAAAGUAAGAUCAAGGUGCUACAGUUCUUGGUGGAUCUGUUCCUCACCACCAACAUCGCUCGCGAGGAGCUGAUGUCGGACGGCACGAUGCAGUACGAUGACCACUGCCGCGUGUGUCACCGGCUGGGCGACCUGCUGUGUUGUGAGACCUGCUCAGCAGUCUACCACCUCGAGUGUGUGAAGCCGCCGCUGGAGGAAGUUCCUGAGGAUGAGUGGCAGUGUGAGAUCUGCGUGGCGCACAAGGUGUCCGGGGUGUCGGACUGUGUGACAGAGGCGCAAAAAAACAGGCCGUAUAUCCGCCAGGAGCCCAUUGGAUAUGACCGCCACCAGAGGAAGUAUUGGUUUCUCAUUCGGAGGAUUAUUGUUGAGGAAGACGGGGAGCACGAGAAGAAGAAGAUCUGGUACUACAGCAGCAAGGUGCAGCUGGAGGAGCUCAUGGAACGGCUGGAUAAGGAAUACUGGGAGACUGACCUGCACGCCACCCUGGAGGAGCUGAUGGAGGAGGUGCAAGCUCACAUGGACAUCACCGAGGAGCUGACUCACAAAGCCCGGGGCAACAAUAAAGCCUACCUCACAGUUGUCAAUGAUGUGGUCACGGAGCGUUUGAAGAUCCGGCGGGCGGCGAAGCAGGAAGCUAAGAGGCGAGCAGAGGAGGCGAAGCAGGAAGCCGAAAGCACCUCCAUAAAUCCAGCAGAGGAGAGAGUGGAACCCUCAUCGGAGCCUGAGAAGGCAGAGGGAUCCGAGUCGAUGGAAGAUGGGAGCUCACAAGCCGCUUCUGUUCAGCCUGCAGCAGGAGAUUGCCCCGCCUCUGCUCACCAGGACCCCCCUGGACCUAAAGCAGAAUCAUUUGAUUCCAAACAUAAUGAAGCACAAGCAGCAGACGAGCUCAAAGCGGACUCUCUCACACCAACCCAAGAUCCACCACAUCAGCCUAGUGACCAAGAUCCUGCAGGUGUGAGCAGCACAGAACCAGAACUGUCGGACCUGGCUGACAGGUCCUCCCAGUCCUCAUUCACCAGCCAGGACAGGACCGACGACAACGAGAGGAUGAAGAGCAAGAGAGCUGCAGGGUCGGAGCUGAAGGCCCAGACAUCCAGAGGCAGCAAAGAGUCGUCCCCCGUCCCCUUCGACUGCGACAGCUGGCGCCUCAGCCUCCUAAAAAGAGAACUCGCGUCAGGUUUGAACACCUUGUUCAAACUGGGUCAAGAAGGGAAGUACAGGGUCUACAGCAACCAGUACAGCAUCAACCUGCUGGCACUCAACAAGCAUCAGCACCGGGAGGACCACGACAAGAGGCGGCACCUCUCCCACAAGUUCAGUUUGACCACGGCGUCCGAGUUCAAGUGGAACGGCUCCAUUUACGGCUCGAGGAGUCUCACCGUUUCCACGCUGCGUCUCACCAUCAUCCAGCUGGAAACGAGCGUCCCGUCUCCUUUCAUGCACCCCAACUGGGCAUCACACAGAAAUAAUUGGAACAAAGCGGUACAGAUGUGCAGCAAAGCCAGAGAAUUCGCUUUGGCUUUGGCAAUCCUGGAAUGUGCAAUCAAGCCUGUGGUCACGCUGCCAAUCUGGAAAGAUUCACUCGGACAUACAAGGCUGCAUCGCAUGACUGCCAUGGAGCGGGAGGAGAAGGAGAAGGUAAAGAAACGAGAGAAAAAACUUGAGGAUGAAGAGAUCCUGCAACAAGCCACAUGGGUGAAGUACACCUUCCCCAUCAAACACCAGGUCUGGAAGCAGAAGGGCGAGGAAUUCCGAGUGACCGGAUAUGGGGGCUGGUGUUGGGUUAGUAAGACACGCGUGCCGCGGUUUGUCCCAAGGCUUCCAGGAAACACCAAUGUGAACUACCGCAAAGACCUGGAAGGUAACGGCCAGGCCAGAUUUCAGGAACAUCCGUCCACAAUUGCCAAACCCGACUGCAGUUCUUUAGAAGAUGACAGCAAACCUCAAACCAUCAAAGAGGAGAAGCUGGAAAAACCAGAAGAGAUAAAAGAAGAGGAAAAAAUGGAAAUUGAGCCACCAACUUCUGCUUCUACGGAGAUUAAAGAAAAAGAUCAACUCAAAUGUGCUGCAUCCCCGCCUGCUGAAGAGGAGGAAAACCAGAAAUGUGAACCGCCCAAGAAGGAGAACACAGAGUCCAAACUUUUCUACGACGUUGUGAACGUCAGCGAGGGCUUCCAGCUGCGGACAGCUUAUAAGAAAAAGGUGAAGCCGUCCAAACUGGAUGGACUCUUGGAGCGGCGGGUCAAACAGUUCACGCUGGAGGAGAAGCAGAGACUGGAACGGUUGAGACUGGCGGCCCUCCAGAACAAAGCAGCAGCGGCUGCAAAGCCUACAGCUGCAGUUAAAACUGAAAGUUUCAAGAAACAAGAGCCUGCAGUGACCCCAGGGGUCCGAGCGGAGGAGGAGAGUCUGCAGGUGAAAGACCACGUGGUGAAAAAACUGGAGUUUGAUCAGGAACACGCCAACAUGACCAGCAGCACAGACGCCAGAACACAAGCAGUCCACGGAAACGGCGAGGACACCAGUAUCCACAAAGAACUGAACGGAAAACCCGAACCAAACCGCCACAAGAACUCUGAAGACACUCCGAUGGAGGAGAUUUCUAAGAAACGAAGCUUCGAGGAAAUGAAGCAGAGCAGCAGAAACUCUGAAAAUGAGAGUUCAGAGGUGACCCAAAGCAAGAGCAGUACAUCACAGGUCAACGGAGAAACUCCACAAGAAGAUCCAAACAGGAGCUCCGACUCUGCCAGUCAAGUCCAGGAGGGCGUGAAAGAGCCUCCGAGAGAGCAUUUAAAGUCUCUGAUGAAUGGGAACCUCUCCAACAUGGCUCAUCCACCCCCUCUUAAAGUCCCAAAGGUAGAAAACCACGUUGGAGAUGAGGAGGGGCCCCCAAACAGGGAUGGGCCCAUACCUGCGAGGCUUGAAGCGCCAGCUUCUCUGGGGAGUAAAAAUCCAGAAAACUGCACCAACAGUGAAACUUUAAAGACUCCCAUUCCUAACGCAGCUCCACAGGAACCCAAAAACCCGCCCCUUCAUGACACGCCUGACGUGACGUCCAGCAGGUCACUUCCCCCCAACAACCAGCACAGUUCGGGAGUCGCCUCUUCCCUCAAGAAAAGAUUUGGCGACGCCAAAGUCAGCACUUCUGCCGCCGCACCAGCUGCUUCCAUGACCAUAAGCAAGGAGUACUCCACCAGAGACCGCGUCACCCUGCUCAAGUUUUCCAAAACCAAAAAAGCCCGCUCUGGAACCGCCCUGCCGUCCUAUCGCAAGUUUGUGACCAAGAGCAGCAAGAAGAGCAUCUUUGUCCUCCCGAAUGAUGACUUGAAAAGGCUGGCCAGGAAGGCCGGCUUCAGAGAAGUUCCCAUCUUCAACUACAACGCCAAGCCGGCCACAGACAUCUGGCCGUACCCGUCACCAAGACCCACCUUUGGGAUCAGCUGGAGGUACCGCCUGCAGACUGUGAGAUCUCUGGCAGGAGUCAGUUUGAUGCUGCGACUGCUGUGGGCCUGCCUGAGGUGGGAUGACAUGGGCGUGAAGCCGUCUUCUGCUGUAGGAACCACCCGCAAAGAAACCACGGACACAGACAUAAUCACAACUGAGAUCAUUAAACGAAGAGACGUGGGGCCUUAUGGCAUCCGCUCAGAAUACUGCAUCAGGAAGAUCAUCUGCCCCCUGGGGAAUAGAGACACCCCCAAAGCAGAAACUCCGACUCCCCAGAGGAAAGGUCUUCGUUCAAGUGCCUUGAGGCCCAAAAAGCAAGAGCCAGCCAAACUGUCUGGACCUGUCGCCGUGGAGACGUGGGUGCCUGAAGAGGAACUGGAGUUAUGGGAGAUCAGAGCUUUUGCAGAGAGACUGGAAAGGGAAAAGUCCCAAGGAAUAGACUCCUCCAAAAGCAGCAGCACUCUAAAGACAGCAGAUGAAGUGAAGGCCCAUUUGGAGCAUCAGCUGAAGCAGGCCAGACUGGCAGCUCAGCAGAAACGCCUCGAGCAGCAGAGACUAAAUACGACUGCUGCCACUUCCACCACGACCACCAUCACCACCACUGCAGCCAGCACCCCCACGACCCUGAGGGCAGGACAGGCGCCCACCGGAGCUAAAAUGGUGCUGGCCUCCAAGCUCGGCUCCACAGUUCCCUUCCAGCAGGACAAGAACUUCCACCAGUCCUUUGCUUCCUGGGUUAAACAGGGUCAAACCACCAACAGCUCUGGUGCAGGUCAGCAGAAAGUUGUCAGUAUUUUCCCAUCUGGGCCUCCAGCAAACCUUAGGACCUACAGCGCACUACACCCUACAACGGGCAACAUCAACCUCAGAUCUGCGCCCCCGUCCUCAAACGCUCAGCAGCAGACCGUCACCACGGGAGGCCUGACGACCACAAGCACAGCGGCGCCCGUUUCUCCAUCUACCUCCACCAUGAGAAAUUCAGCUGCAGCUCAACAAGCUUCACCUCAGCAGGCUUUGACCCAGAUGAAACGUAAUCAUCAACCAGCCGUCACAGGUUCUGCAGCAGCAUCUCCUGCCCCUGCAGGACAGAACUUUGCUGCUCCGGCCCAAAAACCCCAGCAGGGUCAAGUCAAGCUGACGAUGGCUCAGCUUAUGCAGCUGACACAGGGGGCACAGGGAGGAAACCCAGGACUAACGGUGGUGAUCCAAGGUCAAGGUCAAACCCAGGGGCAGCUUCAAAUCAUCCCACAGGGCGUUACUGUCAUCCCCGGUCCUGGUCAGCAGUUAAUGCAGGCCGCCAUGCCCAAUGGUCAGGUGCAGCGCUUCCUCUUCACGCCUAUGCCCCCGUCCUCCUCUGCUGCCCCUUCCCCAACUGCUGCUCCUGCAAAACCUGUCCCCGCCCAGACCCAGAUACCCACCCAAGUCCAAGCACAGGUCCACACAACUCCAUCCUCCAUGGCCCAAACACAAAUGACGGCACCACUGCCCGCUCCUACACACAUGUCAAGCCCAUCACAAAUUUUAAGCUCCGCCCACAGCCCAGUUUCUGCCUCUGUUCAAACCCCAGUGGUUGCUACUUCACCUGCUCUGCCCCAGGCUGUGGCUCAAACUGCCCUACAAACACAGAUCCCUGCCACUGCACCAUCACCUGUCCCUACCCAGUCACUGGGUUUGGUUGGAGCGCAGUAUUUAACCUCCCCCUCUCCAUCGGUUUCAAUCCAGCCUCCCUCAAGCCUGAGUGUGACUCCUAGACAAGUCGUGGUCUCACAGCCCCCACAGAACCAAACCAGUACCCACAUCCCUGCUCUGACACACAACACCACCCUAAUACCCAACACCGCCCUGACACACAACACCACCCUAAUACCCAGCACCGCCCUGACACACAACACCACCCUAAUACCCAGCACCGCCCUGACACACAACACCACCCUAAUACCCAGCACCGCCCUGACACACAACACCACCCUGAUACCCAGCACCGCCCUGACACACAACACCACCCUGAUACCCAGCACCCCCCUGACACACAACACCACCCUAAUACCCAGCACCGCCCUGACACACAACACCACCCUGAUACCCAGCACCGCCCUGACACACAACACCACCCUGAUACCCAACACCGCCCUAACACACAACACCACCCUGAUACCCAACACCUCUCUGGCACACAACACCGCCCUAAUACCCAACACCGCCCUAACACCUAAUACCACCCCAAUAUCCAACACCACCUUGACUCCCAGCUUUGCCCUGACACCUAGCACCACCUCUACGCCAAACACCACUCUAGUUCCCAACACCGCCCUGGUGCCCAACACCACCUUCACAUCAAACACCGCCCUGGCGCCCAACACCACCUCUACACUUAACACCACCUUGACAUCCACUGCCACCUUUACUCCCAACUCCACCUUGAUGCCCAGCACCACCUCUACACUUAACACCGCUCUGACACCCAACAACACCAUCUUUACAUCAAACACUACCCUAAUGCCCAACGCUUCCCUGACAUCUACCACCACCUUUACACCAAACACAACUCUGACCACCAACACCGCCCUUAUACCUAACUCCACACAGAUGGCCAGCACCACUUUUACACCCAACGCCACCCUGACGCCCAACACCACCCCUGUUAAGAGUACAUGUUUGCUUUCAGUCCAGAGAUCUCAAAUCCACCCACAGCCCCUCAGUCCUGCCCAAAGCUUAAUUCCAACAUCUGUUCCAGUGCAGAUGUCUGCUCCUGCAGCUGCUUCAUCUGCAGUUACCGUCAGGUCUCUAAUACAAGUUGCUUCUGCAGCAGCUCCAUCCAACUUGAGCCAAAUCCCAGUUUCUCCCUCACUACCUUGCCCUGUCCAGGCUCCAAUGUCUGCCCUUACACCUAUUUCUGCCCCAGUCAUGACUGCUCUGUCUGCUCAAAGUCCCGUCCCAUCACCAGCCAAGCCAGCAACCCAGAUCCUCUCUGCAGUUUCUGUUCCUCCACUUACAGCUGUAGCAAAUGCUGUUGUGACACCAGUCACAGCCACCUCCACCACACCUUCAGUGCCAGCUCGGAUAGAGCAGAGGGCAGCUCAGCCCCAAGGUUGGCCUCCAGCUUUCUCAGAACCUCAGACUGCAGUUCAGACGGCUCAGCAGGCUGCAGCUCCAGUCACACCACCUGCCCUGGUGUCUGUACCUGGCUCUGUAUCAGUCCCCACAGCCUCCCCCAUUACUCCUUCGCCUCAGCCACCCCUGACUCCGCCCACUCGAGCACAAGUCCAGCCCACUGCUUUGAUAUCCACACAGCAACUGCCGCAGACCAUCUCAGCAGUGCAGGUUCAUGUGAAGGGGAUACCCGUUUCCUCUGUGGUGUCCCCCACAAGACCCCCACAGCCCCAAGCCCAUACUCCUCUUCAGCUCCAGACCCAAAUGUGCGCACAGGUUCAGCAGAUGCCACACAUCCAGACUCCUGCUCAGAUUCACCCCCAGAUCCAGGUUCAGUUCCAGCCCAGAGCACAACUUCAGCCGCAAACCCAAAUCCAGCUGCAGUCCCCAACAAAAAGUGUGGCCCCGCUGCAGACUCAAACCCAAGCACAAUUCCAGGCCCAGCUGCAGUCCCCGACCCAGGUCCAGUUCCACCAGGUACAAGCAUCAUUUCAAACUAAACCACAGACUGAACCGCAGCUUCUAUCCCAGCCACAGACCCAAAUUCAGCUUCAACCUCAACCCCAGAUCCAAUCCCACCUCCUUCCCCAGGUCCAGGUCCAGCUUCAGCAGCAAAACCAAGUUCAAACUCACUCGUCCCUGCAGCCCCAGCUCCACAUUCAGUCACACGUCCAGACGCAGCCCCAGUUUACAGUGCAGGCCCCACAACCGGCCCGGGUCACGCAACAGCUUCAGGUCCAAGCCCCAACCCAAGUCCAGGCGAAACUCCAAGUCCAGUUCCAACCUCAAAGUCAGUCUCAAGUCCAAACACAGCCUCAGAUCCAGGUCCAGUCCCCCAUCAGGCAUCAACUCAUCACUGUUCCAGGUCUCCAACAGCCAGUCCAGCUGCUGUCCGCUCUACCGCCGCAUGUUGCAGCUCAGAUCCAGGCCCAGAUCCAGGCGCAGGCCCAGCAGCAGGGAGGCGCUGUUCCCCAGCAAAUCAAGCUGCAGCUCCCCAUCCAGAUCCAGCAGAAAACCGGCCCAAUUCAGGCCCACCAACUCCAGAACAUGGUGACCAUUCAGGCGUCAGCAGGAGUUCAGGAGCAGCUUCCAAGGAUUCAGCCACAGCAGCAAGUCCAGCAUGUGCCAAAGAAGAAGAAACACAACGAGGCUAAAAGGGAACAGGAGCAGAACACGCAGGUGUUAAGUCCUAAAGACGGCUCGCAGAAGCAGGUGUUAGUGAAGCAAAAUUCUGCAGUAGAACAGCUGAAGCAAAGGAAGACCCAGGCUGCUGCAGAACGAGAGGAGAACCAGAGAAUGAUCGUGUGCAACCAGGUAAUGAAGUUCAUCCUCGACAAGAUAGAAAAGGAUGAGAAGCAGGCCGCUAAGAAAAGGAAAAAAGAAGAGGUGGUGGAGCAGAAACGCUCCAAGCAGAACGCCACCAAGCUGACCGCGCUGCUGUACAAACACAAAGAGCAGCUGAAGGCUGAAAUCCUGAAGAAGAGGGCGCUGCUGGACAAGGAGCUGCAGCUUCAAGUGCAGGAGGAGCUGAGGAGGGACUUGGCGAGGCUACAGCGAGAAAAGGAGAAGGCCCGGGCUGCCAUUACCCAGGCCGCCGCAGCAACGGUGAAGGCGGCUGCCGCCGCCCAGUCCUCCCACCUCGUUCAGCCGCCACAGCUCCCCCACGCCACGGCGCCUCCGUCCUCCACCCACAAGCGCAAGAGAGACGACGAGAGAGACAGAGAAAAAAGCAGAGAUCGAGACAGACACCACGAGAAGACCAAGAAACGGGACAAAGACAGAGAACGGGACCGGGAUCAAGAAAAGGAGCGUGAUCAGGAGCGCGACAGACACCGGGAGAGAGACAAAGACGAGGACAGGGACAAGGACAAGGACCGAGACUCCAAACACAAAAAGAAGAAGAAGAAACUGUCUUCUACCUCAAAAGAUCACAAGAAGGACACCAAACUGUACUGUAUCUGCAAAACGCCCUACGACGAGUCCAAGUUUUACAUCGGUUGCGACCUGUGCUCCAACUGGUUCCAUGGCGCAUGUGUCGGCAUCACGGAGAAAGAAGCCAAGAAGUUGGAGGACUUUGUGUGCAGCGACUGCAAGCGCAGCCAGGAAGGAGGCUGCAGCGAGGAGCUGUACUGCAUCUGCCGGACGCCGUACGAUGAAUCCCAGUUUUACAUCGGCUGUGACCGCUGCCAGAACUGGUACCACGGGCGCUGUGUGGGCAUCCUGCAGAGCGAAGCCAAUCACAUCGACCUGUACGUCUGUCCACAGUGUCAGUCCACAGAAGACGCCAUGACAGUUUUAUCGCCCCUCACAGACAAGGACUACGAGGGCUUAAAAAGAAUAUUGCGUUCAUUGCAGUCACACAAAAUGGCGUGGCCUUUCCUAGAACCGGUGGAUCCCCACGACGCCCCAGAUUAUUAUCGGGUCAUCAAGGAACCAAUGGAUUUCUCCACGAUGGAAACCCAUCUGCAAAAGCGACAUUACCAGAAGCUCACGGAGUUCGUGGCAGACGUGACCAAAAUCUUUGACAACUGUCGCUACUACAAUCCCAACGACACCCCCUUCUUUCAGUGUGCGGAGGUGCUGGAGGCCUUCUUUGUGCAGAAGCUGAAAGGGUUCAAGGCGAGCAGAUUGUCAGAUUCUUAAGUGGGCCAGUCUAGCUGGAGUCUGGACUGGAUGCCGGGGUCUCUAGUGAUCUUUAAAUCUUCUUUUUUUUUUGUAUUCAAAACAGAAAAAAAAAAGAUCCCAACUACUGAUAAUGAAAAAGCAGCCAUGUCGACAUUUUCAUUUCCCUGUUUUCUGAUCGACACCCAGUAGGAAGGAUUCAGUGGGAUUUUAAAUACAUUUGGGUUUCUAACCUGUAUUUAUUUGCUAAAAACAUCUCAGUUUUGGAUUAGAUAUGUUAAAUAUGUUGUCUACAAUGUAUAAAGCUGCACAUUUUAUUAUGAGAGAGAUAUAUUUAUGCAACUUUUCUAUGUUCCUUCACCCUCAGUUUGACCCGUCUGCAUACUAAAGUGACUAUGUACGUUUUAAAUAAUGAUGAAAACCAAACAUUUUAGAUUUUGUUUUUUACAUUCUAAAAUGUACUACAAGAAGGAGGGAUUUGUUCCCACUGCCCCUGAUUUUGUAGCUGUGGAAAAAGAAAAAAAAAGCACCAAUAAAUGCAUUCCAGUGUCAUCACGCCAACAUGGCUGCAUGAUCCCGACUCUUGCAGCUUCUCUGUCUGCCUUUAAGCUGUACAGAUGUGUAAUGUGAAGAGCUCUCAACAGCUGCUCUCUCUCCACAUCCUGUAGGUCUCAUAACAACAAGCUUCAGUCUUCUUCAGCCUCUUAGAAAGCGUUGCACAUUGAGCAAACUAAAUGCACUUGCCUAAAAAAAAAGGCUUUUCUGAACUGAACUCUGUGAUGCUCCGGCGUGCAACCAGCAGUGCUGCUUUCACAGGACCAGUCAGGCGGGGCCGCCCCCCUUCCCGUUUAAAGCUGUACGGGGACCUCUCUGGACCUGUCUCCAUCUGCGGGCCUGAACCGAGGAGCAGAAACACCUGAGGCAUUUCAGGAGAAAGUUUACCUCGGAGAAAACUCUUAAGGAGCUCUCGUAUUUCCAUGUAUCUUUAUUUUUUACCUUUUUUUUUUUUUUUACACUUUGUGGAAAGAUUUCUUUCGACCAUUUUUGUGGUCAUCAUGUCUGCUUAACCGCUCAGUGGCUGAGUUCUACUGAGCAUCAUGUCCAAAUGUUCAGAGUUCAAAGUGGAACAACGUUUUGCAUCCAUUUCCACUCAUCCUUCAGUGGCAUAAAAGACUGUUUUUGGGACGUUGCUAAUAAACUGUAAAACCUACUGAAAGUGCAGUAAGAAGCUGAGGAGUUGCUUUGCAAUUGUGGCCGUCUGACGAGGGUGAAAUAGUUGAAGGUUCCUGCCCCCUUUGUAAAAGUCAUCAGAUUUGAACUUGAUUUCUUUUUUUUGUAUUGCAGCUGAACACAUAUUGAUGUAUAUGGAACUUAAUAAAACUGAAGACUGA
Messenger RNA from Oryzias latipes (Japanese medaka), 11802 nucleotides. RefSeq names its product bromodomain PHD finger transcription factor (gene bptf). The record is from RefSeq and is a predicted model, not a curated record. Gene Ontology annotation, biological process: regulation of transcription by RNA polymerase II. Gene Ontology annotation, cellular component: NURF complex. Gene Ontology annotation, molecular function: RNA polymerase II cis-regulatory region sequence-specific DNA binding. Lineage: Eukaryota; Metazoa; Chordata; Actinopteri; Beloniformes; Adrianichthyidae.